Gavia stellata (red-throated loon) is the source of this 2399-nucleotide messenger RNA. It is a transcript of the gene SLC3A1, whose product is annotated as solute carrier family 3 member 1. Gene Ontology annotation, biological process: amino acid transport; carbohydrate metabolic process. The transcript has 11 exons. Lineage: Eukaryota; Metazoa; Chordata; Aves; Gaviiformes; Gaviidae. The record is from RefSeq and is a predicted model, not a curated record. The coding region runs from base 1 to 2058 and encodes 685 amino acids.
AUGGUUGAGGAGGAAGCUAAGAGCUUACCUAUGGAGCUGAGUGAGAAGGGAGGUGUGGAGAACAACGGAUUUGUUCAAAAUGAGGCUUUUGAUGACAAGGAGACCGAUACCUGUAGCCAAGAAGAAAUGCCAAAACAAUGCGUUGUUGCCAUGGACCCAGUGGCUACGGAGGAGCUAGCGUUGAAGCCCUAUGCAGGGAUGCCGAAAGAAGUCUUGCUGAAGUUCUCCAGCCAAGCCCGGUACAGAGUCACCAGGGAGAUUCUCUUCUGGCUCAUAAUUGCCGCUGCUGUCGUGCUCGUGUGCGCUACAAUUGCGAUUAUUGCUCUCUCUCCAAAGUGCCUUGACUGGUGGCAGGCCAGUCCUAUUUAUCAGAUCUAUCCUCGUUCUUUCAAGGACAGCAACAUGGAUGGGAAUGGGGAUCUGAAAGGUAUCCAAGAAAAACUGGACCAUAUCACGUAUUUGAAUAUAAAAACCAUCUGGAUCACCUCUUUCUAUAAGUCUCCCUUAAAAGACCUUGGAUAUGGAGCUGAAGACUUCUAUGAUAUUGAUCCCAUGUUUGGAUCAAUGAGCGAUUUUGAGAAUCUGCUUGCAGCCAUACAUGAUAGAGGGUUAAAGGUGAUAAUGGAUUUAAUACCAAACCACACAAGUGACAAACACCGAUGGUUUCAGCUGAGUCGCAAUCGGACCGGGAAGUACACGGACUACUACAUUUGGCAGGACUGCGUGCGGGCUGCUGGUUCGAUCACUCCUCCAAACAACUGGGUGAGCAUCUUUGGGAAUUCCAGCUGGCAGUUUGAUGAUGUGAGAAAGCAAUGUUAUUUUCAUCAGUUUGGGAAAGAACAGCCAGACUUAAAUUUUCACAACCUUGCUGUCCAACAGGAAAUCCAUGAUAUUAUCAAAUUUUGGCUCGGCAAAGGAAUUGAUGGAUUUAGUUUCAGCGCUGUUAAAUUUCUUUUAGAAGCAACGCAUCUACGGGAUGAGCCUCAAGUGAACAAGUCCCAGAAUCCAGAGAGUAUCACAGCCUAUUCCCAGCUCUACCAUGACUACACGACCACGCAAGUUGGCAUGCAUGAUAUCAUCCGUAGCUUCCGUCAAAUCAUGAAUCAGUUCAGCAGUGAACCUGGCCGAUACAGGUUUAUGGGUUCUGAUGGUGACGGAAAGGAAGACAUUGAAGCAACAAUGAUGUAUUAUGGAACAACUUUUAUCCAAGAAGCAGAUUUUCCUUUUAAUUUCAACCUAAUCAACAUGAAAAAUCUAUCGGGCAACAGUAUUUUUGAAGCUGUCAACUUGUGGAUGAAAAACAUGCCUGCAGGAAAAUGGCCAAACUGGGCGGUUGGAAGCCCUAAUGCUGCUCGGAUUUCAUCUCGGAUUGGGAAGGAAUAUGCCAAUGUUAUGAACAUGCUGCUUUUAACCCUCCCUGGUACUCCUGUAACUUACUAUGGUGAGGAAAUAGGCAUGGAGAACAUUGCAUCAGAAAAUGUAAACCGUAGCUACAGUCACCAUCUCCUGCAGACUAAAUCCCCCAUGCAGUGGGAUGGCAAAGUUAAUGCUGGUUUUACUGAAGGCAACAGUAGCUGGUUACCUGUUAACUCUGACUACCAAAGUGUAAAUGUUGAAAUCCAGAUGACCUGGUCCAACUCAACCCUCAAUUUGUACAGAGAGCUAACUUUACUUCGCCACAAUGAGCUACCCAUUCAUCGGGGGUGGAUGUGCUACAUCUGGAAUGACAGUAAUGUUUUUGUUUAUGUGAGGGAAUUGGAUGGGUUAGACAGAGUCUUUAUGAUGGUUCUCAAUUUUGGGCAGGAAUCGACACUAGACCUGAAAGCUAUAGUUCCUAGCCUUCCAUCUGAAGCUAUUAUAAGACUAAGUACUAACUUUAGAAAUACUGGUAAAGCUGUCAAUACCGAACUGAUUAAAACUGAAAUGGGAGAAGGCCUGGUCCUUGAAUAUGAAACAGCAAAGCCUGUUCAUAAGAUGGAAGCUUUUCAAGGAAAUUGUUUUGUGGCAGAAAAAGCUUGUUAUUCCAGUGCCUUUAAUUUACUCUACGUGAACUGUUAAGUGCAGGAAUAGAAUAACCAAGCUUUCAUGUUAAUUUAGAAAAUGUGGGGUUUCAGGGAAAUGCUUAAAAUUUUCAGUUUUCUUUGGCUUUUAAAACUUUGUGUACAAAAUAAAUGUCCUGAAAAACAGAUACUUAAUUGUCUUGCAUCUGUAUUGGUGAUGAAAAAGUAUGGUAUAAACUCUCCCUUAGGGUCUGUGGAGAAAAAAAGUAAACCUGUCCUAAAAAACUGUCUUGUUUAAGUGUGUGUAUUUUUGUGAAGAAAGAGAACAGUUGCUUUCAGUGUACUGCCCAUUACAGUUGCUAGUCAUUAGGACCUCCUGUGGAAUCCAGAGCCUGUGGC